AUGCUCUCCUGUGCCCGUAUCUUCCAUACACUCGUGUGUGAAUGUACCGUGGCGCCUCUCGCCAAAAGGCUCGCAGCGAUUAGACUACACGGUUCUAACAGACAUUCGCUAAAGACACUCUUUCCACGACUCUCGUGCUUGUUUGGAUACGUGUUGUUCAGAAGCCAUCGGCCCAGUCGAUUGUCGAUCCUCCCAUUAUCGCGACACGAUCUCGAAGACCACGGACGCCGUGUGUGA
Molecule: messenger RNA, 237 nt
Organism: Peniophora sp. CBMAI 1063
Lineage: Eukaryota; Fungi; Basidiomycota; Agaricomycetes; Russulales; Peniophoraceae
Source: the annotation of a GenBank genome assembly